GACAACCGUCGACAGAAUGUGCGCUCAGUGAGGUCGCUUCUACAAAAACACCCGAUCACCAAAAAAGGAUAAAUAAGCAGCAAGGGGAAGGAAAAUGUCGGCGAUCGAUUUUUCCACCCGGUGGUAGUGCCAAAACAUUAGCGCGCUCGUGUGUGUGUGUGUGUGUGUGUCUCUGUGCCGAGAGCGUCAGAGCCUGCUCGAAGCAAUUUCGAUCGUUCUGGGCAAAACGAAAACAGCACCAGCCAGAAGAGCAGUGUGAGGAUGCGAUUAUUAUUGCGAUUUUGCUCACAACAACAAUUCAGGGAGCGUGAAAAUUCUAAUUAAUUGUGCGAUGUGGUAGCAGGGAAGCUGUGAGCAUUUCUUUCCGUAAACAACGGGGUUCGACACUGGCCGCGGUGUCCACCUUUAGGGUUCGGUUCGGAGCCAAGCAAAACCCAUUGUUGAUACGCAGGCUCGCGGCCUGUACGGAAACCGAUUCUUGCCAAAAAAGGACUCGCCACUGACAACGGCGUGCAUUGCGGAGUUUUUCGCUUUAGAGUGUGUGCGUGUGUGUGUGUGUGUGUGUGUGGAAGGAGAGGGGCGGCGGUGUGGUAAGAUGGAUAUCAACUCGCCCAAUGCCCUUAAACGUUGCUCCAGUGCACCACAGAUAAACAAUCUGCUCUCUAGCACCGCCGCCAUCGUCGGGGUGCAGCCGAUGGAAGAAGGACAAUCGCAACCCGUACCAAGCACUAGCGGAAACAAUAACAACAACAAUAACAACAACAACGACAGCAAUAACAGCACCAUUACCAGCACCAUUGGCCGGAUCAACAGCACCGGUCACAGCGGCCCAGCGCAACAGCAGCACCUGCAGCAGGUAGGACUGCUGGCGGAAGGACACAUGAUGGAACCACUGCACGCAGGUAGCGCUGGCAGCAGUGGCACAGUCACAGGUGGCAGCCUGCUGAACGCAGCCAGCUUCCACGCGGGACCGUCGGGAUCCAGGGAAUCGCUUCCGACGUCGUUUUCGAACAUCUUCACGCCCCGGGUGCGCCGGUUCUCCGCCAGCUUCAGCCCGCUGGCCGUCAUUUCGAACGGCAGCGCAAGCCCGGGCCGUGGUGGAAGUGGGGGCGGCGCCGGUACGCCCGGUCCCCGCCUAACGCCCCGGAUAUCGCAGCUCCGGCAGGAGGAGUGUGCCGACGUCAGCAACAGCCGGGAGGUGAACCAUGAGCGGGAGAUACACAACGCGAUGCAGAUGUCGCAAAGCUGCGAAGACCUGACGCUGGUGGCGGAGAAUUGGUCCUUUUCGUCGGGCACCGCGCCCGGCAAGAUGGUGAUCGAUGAUCUGCAGAACCCGCUGCACGUGGCACUGCCCACGAUCGGGUCGACGUGCUGCUCCAGCCCAUCGCCGACGAGCCGUGGCGGGAUUGGGCUGCAGUAUCCGACGACGUCACCGUCGCCGACGCGCAAGUUCGUCACCCGGCGGUCCAUGUCACCGUGCCCGCUGCGGCCCAGCCCGCUCAGCUCGUCGGUGAAGCGGAAGUUCGAUCUGGAGGACAACUAUGGCAACUGUUACUCACCGCCGUCGAAGAAAAUUUUCCCCUCGGAAAGAGGCUCGUCGCCCGUCUGUCAAACGCCAUCAUCGCCCUCACCGAUCUGCCCCAGUCCGGACUCGUCGACGACCUCGUUCGAGAGCGGUAGCAAUAACAACAACAGCAACAACGGUGGCAACGGUGGCGGCAUCAACAUUCCACUGUGCGGUCCCUUUCCCCUCGCAGCCACCAGCGGCAGUGCGGCGAGCGCGAGUGGCCGAAUAACGCCAAAGUUUUUCCUUGCCCGGCUGUCCGGCAGUGUGCCGAGCCCGGGCUGUGGCGUUGGCUCAACCGUAACGUUCGGCGGUGGGAUGAGUUUCGGGGGAAGCAGCGGCUCGAACAGUGGAUGUUCUACCCCGACCGGCAUCGCCAAUCCGAUCGGUGGAGGCACUGGUGGCAAUGCUGCCGUAAUGAUGGACUGUGGCGUUAGUAGCAGUACCGGUGGCGGGGCCAGUGCCGGCACGAUGGAAGUCGUCAGUAGCCAUGAAGACAGAUGCAGGAUGGGGGAAGAGGAGGAGGAGGAGGAGGAGGAGGCGGAAGGGCGCUCGAAGGGCGCGAAUACCGAUAGCAUUAAGAUGGUCUGUGAUGAAACGAAUGAAAUGGGUGGUAGUGAUCACCAACACCACCACCAGCAGCAGCAGCAGCAGCAGCGUCCACGCCGGCUGAUUGGCAUUGGUGGGGCGACCGGGGGACCGAUCAGCAGUGCCGCUUCGCCCCGGGAGUUGAGGGAGCAGCUGCUGAAGUCGGCCCUCGAUCCGGACGCGGCCGGAAGCUGCAACAGCAACAGUAGCAGCAGCAGCAGCACUAGCAGUAGUAGUAAUAGCAGCAGCAGCAGCAGCAGCAGCAGCUCCACCACCACUAGCGAUAGUAACAACAGUGCCAACGCAAUUAACAGUAACCGCACUACGGGCAGUCACGCAGCAGGUCCCAGUGGUAAUGCUCUGGACAGUAGUAGCAGUAGCAGCAGCAGCUCCAGCUCCAGCAGCAGUGGCACCAACACCAGUAGCAUUGAUAAUGCCGGUGCAGCCGCGGUCGCGAACGCUGGUGGCACGGCGGCCGGUGCCCUUUGUCCACCGCUGACGUCCUUUCCCAUGAUGGCCAUACCGAGCAAUCUGGCGGAGAUUGCAGAAUCGUGAAGAUAUUGCCCAUACAAAGAUCGUGCACACACACAUAAGCACACAUAUUACUGAUUAAUACUGAUCUUUGCGGUUACUAGCGAUAAGGGAAACGGGGAAGGUGAGCCGCUGCGGGGACAAUAAUCAAUAAUCGUUUGCACGAAUGAACAGAGAUAAAGAGAAGGAGAGAGAGAGAGGGUAAAUAAGAAGCAAUUUCCAGUAGAAAUUGCACUAAUGUAGAGCCAAGGUUAUCUUACAAUCCGUAGCUCGAACAGCGGUAGAAUUUGCUCUUACAAAAGGCUGCAUUCACGUUACAACCACUACAAGAGGGGGUGUAGGGGAAGAGAAAAACAAGGGUAAACAAUCCUACACCGGAGAGCGGGCAUACUGAAAAAGGUACCCCAUACUUUACCCCGCCACUAAUUACCAGUUAUGUUGCUGUUAGCUUUAACUAUUCGGUUCUAUAGGUUGUCCAUCCAGUUGGCACCUAAACUUAAAC
Anopheles merus is the source of this 3185-nucleotide messenger RNA. Its product is annotated as serine-rich adhesin for platelets. NCBI's taxonomy places the organism in Eukaryota, Metazoa, Arthropoda, Insecta, Diptera, Culicidae. The record is from RefSeq and is a predicted model, not a curated record. Bases 596 to 2707 code for a protein of 703 amino acids. The transcript has 4 exons. Gene Ontology annotation, molecular function: protein serine/threonine phosphatase inhibitor activity.